AUGGCAUUUGACACUGCAGGAGCGGCGAAUCUGGAACAAUUUACUCUACUUGCCAAGAAUGCGCGUGGUCGAGCUUGCGUAGCAUUGAUCCAACAGGAUUCGGAGCAUAAAGAACAGUACGAGUUGCUGCGUAUAUUCUGCUUCGGCACGUACAGUGACUAUAUUGAGCGGAAGGAUGAGCUACCGGAUCUCACGCCACAACAGGUGAACAAGCUAAGGAAACUGUCAGCGGUGUCACUCGCUCAUCGAUUCAAGAACAUUCCGUAUGACAUAAUGGUGCAAGAAUUGGGUGUAUCAACGGUGCGCGAGGUGGAAGAUAUUCUCAUUGACACAAUCUACUCCGGACUGAUUCAAGGCAAGUUGGAUCAAAAGUCGCGUUGUUUUGUUGUAAAGUACGCAGUUGGCCGUGAUACAUGUCGCGAGGAUAUCGACGAUAUGAUCCAAAAGCUGUUAAACUGGAAACAGCAGUCUACUGAGAUCUGCGAGAAAGUCAAUGGUAUUCUCAUGUCGGCGGAGAAGCAGGAGGAAGAUGAACGCACUCGAGAGGAAAGUAUUUAUUCUAGAAUGGCAGUACGUGCAAGUGAGCGUGGAAAGGGUUUUGCCUCUAGUAUGACGAGCCUUCGGGCAAGCGAAGAUUUCUCUCCGUACGCAGAGGCCGGUGUUCGUCGAGGAACUCUGUCCAAACAGCGCGUGCACUCAACUCGUCGUAAAGGGCGGAUGUAG
Plasmopara halstedii is the source of this 723-nucleotide messenger RNA. Its product is annotated as proteasome component region pci domain-containing protein. The record is from RefSeq and is a predicted model, not a curated record. The transcript has 7 exons. Gene Ontology annotation, cellular component: COP9 signalosome. Bases 1 to 723 code for a protein of 240 amino acids. NCBI's taxonomy places the organism in Eukaryota, Oomycota, Peronosporomycetes, Peronosporales, Peronosporaceae.